This is a messenger RNA of Asparagus officinalis (garden asparagus), 2057 nucleotides long. RefSeq names its product probable inactive ATP-dependent zinc metalloprotease FTSHI 3, chloroplastic. Gene Ontology annotation, biological process: proteolysis. Gene Ontology annotation, cellular component: chloroplast thylakoid. The record is from RefSeq and is a predicted model, not a curated record. Gene Ontology annotation, molecular function: ATP binding; ATP hydrolysis activity; ATP-dependent peptidase activity. Lineage: Eukaryota; Viridiplantae; Streptophyta; Magnoliopsida; Asparagales; Asparagaceae. The coding region runs from base 249 to 2057 and encodes 602 amino acids. The transcript is spliced from 4 exons.
AGGUAAGCAGUCGAUCGGUCGAACACCCAAAGCGAUAAAACCCAAGAAGGGAUUUAUAGACUCCACGACACAACCACCCCACGAAAGAAGAAAGAAAACUAUUCUCCCUAUCGUUCUCUUCCCCAAAUUCAAACGGUAAGCUACUCUUCUGCCUGCUGUUUACUUACGAUUUAUUUUGUUGAUCAAUAAUUCUUGGGUCUCUGUGAUUCUACCAUAUAAGAUUCUCACUGCUAUUGGGUCAAUAAGGAAUGGGCUCUUUUUCAUUAAUUUCCAGCAGUAGAGUAAUUUACCCUCAUAGUUCUUGCUCAAACCAGCCUUUAAGUUCAUUUAAUGGAGGAAAACCGAGAAUUGAAGUAGAUAAGCUCUUACCCUUGUGGAAAUUCCACAGAAAUCUCUCAGUAUCAUAUUCUAUUUCUUGUAAUUUUCCAUAUAUUCUUGAUAUUGCGCAAUCGGGGCAGCACCGCAAUAGGAUAUUUGUUGCAAAGAUGAGGGGAAGCAGUCAAGAAAACAAUACCCAUUUGGGGGUUAAAGGGAAACCCAUUUUGAGGAAGAGGGGGAGGAGGUUUUCUUUGAGAUUGAGGCCGAGAUUGCGUUUGCUUUCAAUGAGUUUGAAAAAGAUAUCGAUACGGGAUUCUAUGGAUGAUAUUGUGGUAUUGUUGAGUAGGAAUUCGAAAAAAGUCACUGUUUCAGCCGCAGCAUCUUUUGCUCUUGGGCUCAUUUUCUUGUUCCUUAAGUUCACUGCAGUUCCUGCUUCAAAGAUGGUUCCUUAUUCGGAUUUGAUAUUGAAUCUUAGGAGUGGACUUGUAAACACAGUUCUAUUUGAAGAGGGUUCUCGUAGAAUCUUCUAUAAUGUUGUCCCGGAUGGUCAUGAAGAUUCAAAGAAAGAAAAUGAUGAAUCAGUUGCAACUGAUGUUUCAAUUAGAGCCACGUCUAAACCUUCAGCUUUGGUACUUUCGUCUAGUAAGAAAACUGCCAGUGCAGCUCCAAAAUGGGAAUAUGUUGCAAGAAAGAUUGACCAUGAUGAGAAGUUUUUACUUGGUUUGAUGAGGGAGAAAGGGACAACAUAUAGCUCUGCACCUCAAUCUGUUCUGAUGUCAAUGAGGAACAUUUUGAUUACGAUAAUUUCUCUGUGGAUUCCGUUAGUGCCUUUGAUGUGGUUGCUUUACCGUCAGCUUUCUGCUGCUAAUACUCCUGCAAAGAAGCGCCGACCUACUAAUCAGAAGGUUAAUUUUGAUGACGUGGAGGGUGUUGAUGCUGCUAAGGAAGAGCUUAUGGAGAUAGUUUCGUGUUUACAAGGAUCGAUAGAAUAUCACAAGUUAGGAGCAAAGUUACCAAGAGGUGUUCUGCUUGUGGGUCCUCCUGGAACAGGAAAGACAUUACUAGCACGGGCAGUAGCUGGAGAAGCUGGAGUUCCUUUCUUCUCUGUUUCUGCAAGUGAGUUUGUGGAGAUGUUUGUUGGAAGAGGAGCAGCACGCAUUAGAGACCUUUUUAAUGUUGCAAAAAAAUGUUCUCCAUCAAUAGUGUUUAUUGAUGAACUUGAUGCAGUGGGAGGCAAACGUGGUAGAAGUUUUAAUGAUGAACGUGAUCAAACACUAAACCAGUUGUUGACAGAAAUGGAUGGUUUUGAAUCCGACACAAAAGUUAUUGUAAUUGCGGCAACCAAUCGGCCUGAAGCAUUAGAUUCAGCUCUCUGUAGACCUGGUCGCUUCUCAAGGAAAGUUUUGGUCGGAGAACCAGAUUUUGAUGGACGGAGAAAGAUUUUGGCUGUGCAUAUAAGAAAUGUUCCUUUAGAGGAGGAACCUCAGAUAAUUUGUAAUCUUGUUGCUUCUCUAACUCCGGGAUUUGUUGGUGCUGACUUAGCCAACAUUGUUAAUGAGGCUGCUUUGCUGGCUGCUAGAAGAGGUGGUGAUGUAGUGAUUCGAGAAGACAUCAUGGAGGCGGUAGAAAGAGCAAAGUUUGGGAUUAAUUAUAAGCAAUCGACUCCAAGUUCCAUAAGCAAGGGUCUGGGAAAAACUUUUGCCCUGAUGCGCUACUUUAGUGGCGAAAGAGUGGAAUGA